Molecule: messenger RNA, 1453 nt
Organism: Aspergillus heteromorphus CBS 117.55
Lineage: Eukaryota; Fungi; Ascomycota; Eurotiomycetes; Eurotiales; Aspergillaceae
Product: zinc-dependent alcohol dehydrogenase family protein
Exons: 6
Coding region: 260-1306 (348 amino acids)
Molecular function (GO): oxidoreductase activity; zinc ion binding
Source: RefSeq, a predicted model, not a curated record
GGAUUAAUCCAAUGAAGUAGUUGGUUGUGUUUGUUGUUGUCUGUCUGUCUGUCUGUCUGUUCUGGGGUCGGGCUGGGGUUCAAAUAGCCUCGUUUCCCCCCUGUAAGGGCGUUUGUAUUUCGUCUUCAUCUCUUCUGAGUAUUUAUUCUGGUCUGCUGCUGCUUCUGCUACUUCUUCUUUUGGAGCUUUGUCGUAUAAACCUAGACCCUAGAUUCUUACAUAUAGACAUAAUCGUCGCAUAUUCAUAUAUCCCUAAGCCAUGGGUUCCACUCUGCCUCAGACCAUGAAAGCUCUUCGCUACGAGAAGCCGGAGGUGCACAGCAUCGUCGACGUGCCUCUGCCUGAGCUGCGUGACGGUGACAUCCUAAUCAAGGUCAAAGCUUGCGGCGUCUGCGGCACAGACCUGCACAUCCACGAGGGCGAAUUCAUCGCCAAGUUCCCCCUGAUCCCCGGCCACGAAACCGUGGGCGUCAUCGCCGCCCUGGGCCCCAAAGUCAAGAACUUCCAGGUCGGCGACCGGGUCGUAGCCGACAACUCCGAGCUGUGCGGCGAAUGCUUCUACUGCCGUCGCGGCGACGAGCUAUUCUGCGAACACUUCGAAGCCCACGGCGUGACCAUGAACGGCGGUUUCGCCGAGUACUGCGCAUACCCUGCGGGCCGAGUCUUCAAGAUCAACCACCUCUCCGACGUCGACGCCACGCUCCUAGAGCCGGCGUCGUGCGCCGCGCACGGGCUGGACAAGAUCGCACCGAAGAUGGGCUCGUCCGUGCUGCUGUUCGGGGCCGGGCCGACGGGUUUGAUCCUCGCGCAGCUGCUGCGGCAGUGCGGUGGGUGUCGCGUUGUGGUUGUUGCGCCGGAGGGCCUGAAGAUGGAUCUGGCGAAGCAGCUGGGCGCCGGGGAUGAGUAUAUUGCGUUGUCGAGGCAGGAUCCCUCUGCGCAGUUUUUCCGGUUGAGGGAGGAGAAUCCGUACGGGUUUGAUAUUGUAGUUGAGGCGACCGGGAGUGUUAAGAUUCUAGAGGAUUCGAUCCAUUAUGUGCGCAGGGGGGGCAAGUUGGUUGUUUAUGGCGUUUAUGCUAAUAAGGAUCGCGUGUCUUGGCCUCCGAGCAAGAUUUUCGGCGACGAAAUCACCAUCGUGGGCAGCUUCUCAGAGGUAUACAAGUUCCCCGCAGCCAUCGACUACCUCGACUCCGGCAAGGUGCAGGUCAAUGGCAUCGUGAACAAGACGUUCCGCAUCGAUCAGUGGGAGGAGUGUCUGGAGGCGAUGCGGAAUAAGUCGGCCAUCAAGGCGGCGAUUGUUUUUGACUAGAGCUAGACAGACAUGGCUGGUGACAGAACUAGAACGAGCACUCUCACACCUGUGACCCGUCUAUCCAGGUGUCUGGACACCUUUUUGGUCGGGUGGUUUUUGUUUCCAAUGGCUGGACUGUGCGUGUCUCAUGAGUUAUGAAUGGAU